Molecule: messenger RNA, 513 nt
Organism: Symbiodinium necroappetens
Lineage: Eukaryota; Dinophyceae; Suessiales; Symbiodiniaceae
Source: the annotation of a GenBank genome assembly
AUGGGCAAGAUCGAUGUCGAUAAGAUGGAUUUGGUGAAGUAUCCCGGCUGGGUGGAUGUCCAAUGGAGCUAUGCCGACUUACAUCCAGGAGACUGCCUUUACAUCCCGUUCCAGUGGUAUCAUCAGGUUACUGCGCAGAAGGGGCGUUCAAUCAAUGUCCACGUGUGGUAUUGGCGGCCUGCAGCCUUCAACGCGACAAGCUGUGACAAGGAGCAGGCAGUGACCACCUUUGCAGACUGCAGCUGGGGCUACGAACCCAAUGGAGCGACUCGGCAUGGGAUCAUUUGGCAGCUUUUGGGCCGCAUGACGCUGAUGACUGCUAUCACUGAUCCAUGCGACAUCCUGCAACCUACCGGCUCAGGGGCAUCUGGGCAAAGUGAAGAAAGGAUGGAAGAAGCCGACGAAGUGCAAGAAGGCAGGCCCUGCUCUUGCAGGUUUAUGCGUCAUGCAGCCAUCGCCUCCUUUAUAUUCGCGAUUUUUUUGUGGAAGGUGAAGAAGUCUGACGAGUUGUAA